Ostreococcus tauri is the source of this 810-nucleotide messenger RNA. Its product is annotated as Defective-in-cullin neddylation protein. Gene Ontology annotation, molecular function: ubiquitin conjugating enzyme binding; cullin family protein binding; ubiquitin-like protein binding. Gene Ontology annotation, biological process: protein neddylation; positive regulation of ubiquitin-protein transferase activity. Gene Ontology annotation, cellular component: ubiquitin ligase complex. The transcript has a single exon. The record is from RefSeq and is a predicted model, not a curated record. The coding region runs from base 1 to 810 and encodes 269 amino acids. NCBI's taxonomy places the organism in Eukaryota, Viridiplantae, Chlorophyta, Mamiellophyceae, Mamiellales, Bathycoccaceae.
AUGGGGACGCGCGCCGAGGCGCUGGCGACGCUGGAGCGCACGCGGGAUGGGUUCAUCGCGCGCGUGCGACCGGCUGGGACGUCUGCGGUGGGACACGGCGCGGAGCGCGCGCGCGUGGAGGCGCGGAGACGGGCGAUGCGAUGGGCGAGCGACGACUCGGAGUGGACGGCGACGCGAUCGACGCGGGCGACGAACGAUGACGAGACCCUGGCGCUGAUGCGAGAGAUGGUGGAUGAUCGUGAGAGCGGGUCGAGGGAUGGAUACGAUCUGGCGUACGCGCUGUUGCGGGAGAGGGGAGAGCGACACGCGCGGGCGACGGCGGCGUGCGCGUAUUGGCGCCUCGAACGUCGACGCGGCGUCGCGAGUCGAUUCGCCCGGUUCGUCGAGGCGCGAGGGAUCGAGUUCGUGACCCUAGAUGUGUGGCGACAGAUGCGGGAUUUUGUUCUCGCGUGUGAGACGUUCGGGGAGGAUGGAUCGUGGUACGCGGAGGACGACGCGUGGCCGACGCUCUUGGACGACUUCGUCGCGAGCGAACGCGCGAGAAACCCUCGGGCGUUUUCGAGGGCGACGCCGAGCGCGGAGGAUGAGCGAAUCGAUGCGGGCGACGACUUGGCGCGGUCGGGUGCGGGCGCGGCGCUGGAUGCGACGCGCGCGCGGGAGGUUUCGUUGGCGACGUUUCGAGAGAGUAGAAAGCGUCGAGGCUCGGCGGACCUCGUUCUCGGUCUUUCCGAGGAUUUCGAGCGCGAUUUAGCGAUGGAACUGUGUCCACCGAAGCGCGUGUGCUCGGAGAUGGAUCUCGACGGGUUGUGA